This is a messenger RNA of Pocillopora damicornis (cauliflower coral), 1648 nucleotides long. RefSeq names its product 5'-3' exonuclease PLD3. NCBI's taxonomy places the organism in Eukaryota, Metazoa, Cnidaria, Anthozoa, Scleractinia, Pocilloporidae. Gene Ontology annotation, molecular function: catalytic activity. The record is from RefSeq and is a predicted model, not a curated record.
AAGCGUGUCUAAUGAGAGGUUAUUUGACGUACGCAGUUGAUACUUUAUACUGGUUUAUAACUCACUUAUUAGGUAAUGUCCCAGAUUUAAUUUUCAAAUGGCUAGAGGAGACUCGUAUAUGUUGAUGAGGGAGGAGACCAAUCCAAACGUGUUUGUGGUGCAAUCGAAACAAGCUCGUGCGCCAAUAGCGUCGAUGGAACGAACAAGAAAACUCUUGAUUGCAUUCGUUAUUGUCAUGGGAAUUCUAAUUAUCUUCCUGGUGGUUGUGCUAGAGCACAUUAUCAAGAGCUCAAACGCAAAAACUGAGCAAACAACUGGGCCAUUCAGCAGCAAUUGCACGAUAACUUUAGUGGAAAGCAUUCCUGAAAAUGUCACAUUCUCAGCAGGAUCGGUUCAGAAUCCAAGCAUCUAUGAUGGCUGGAUGAAUCUCCUAGACAUCGCAGAGGAGCGGAUCGACAUAGCAUCGUUUUAUUGGACAUUACAAGGAAGCGAUACGAAAACCACAGAUUACAGUACCGAAGAAGGAGAGACUGUAUUCAAGAAGUUACAGGAUGUUGCUAAAGCAGGUGUUAAAAUCCGAAUUGUACAGACACCUCCUACUGAUGCCUUCCCCCAGAUAGACACAAAUAUCCUUUCCAAGGAAGGGCUUGCAGAUGUACGAUCAUUAAACAUAACACGUCUGGUUGGCAGUGGAAUCUUGCACACUAAGAUGUGGCUUGUUGAUGGUAAACACUUUUAUGUUGGCAGUGCAAAUCAGGACUGGAGAGCACUCACACAGGUGCAAGAGCUUGGCCUUAUCACCUACAACUGCAGUCUCAUGGCAAAUGAUAUGAGCAAAAUAUUUGAGGUAUACUGGGACCUAGCAAAAGACACAAAGAUCCCAAAUCCCUGGCCAAAAAAGUACCAAACAACCAUUAAUGUUGAUUCUCCGGCUCAAAUAAAAUUCAAUGGUUCCAAUGCAGCUUCAGUAUAUUUGUCUUCUUCUCCACCCAAGUUUUGUCCACCUGGUCGUACUGAUGAUUUGUCAGCCAUAAUACGAGUUAUUGACAGUGCCACAAAGUUUGUUUUUGUUUCUGUGAUGGAUUAUUUUCCAACAACUUUGUAUACACGUCAAAGAACUUAUUGGCCAGUUAUAGAUGACGCUUUAAGACGAGCAGCAUUUGAUCGUAAAGUACAUGUGCGACUGAUGGCCAGCCUAUGGAAUCACACACGAUCUGAUAUGAAAAACUACCUUCGAUCCCUGGCUGCUUUGAACUAUGCUAAUGAUGCUUAUGUCCAAGUGAGGCUAUACUCUGUGCCACCUUACACGAAAGAGAUCCCUUUCACCCGGGUGAACCACAACAAAUACAUGGUCACUGAGAGUGUGGCAUACAUCGGUACGUCCAACUGGUCAGCGGAUUACUUUCUGUACACCGGUGGCAUCGGUUACGUCAUCAACGAAACGGGAAAUAGCAGCAAUGUGCGUGCGCAGCUGCAAGCUGUGUUUGAGAGGAACUGGUAUUCAAAUUUUACUACACCAAUUUACGACAAGGAUUGAAUAAGCUCAAAACCCGGUUCUAAUGGACAAAUAGCUUUAUGAGAUUUACUCGUACCAUACAUAUUUACAACAUUUGUAGCCCUGCUUGAUUAAUUUUACUGGGGUUUUAUC